Anolis carolinensis (green anole) is the source of this 388-nucleotide messenger RNA. RefSeq names its product mitochondrial ribosome and complex I assembly factor AltMIEF1. NCBI's taxonomy places the organism in Eukaryota, Metazoa, Chordata, Lepidosauria, Squamata, Anolidae. The transcript has 2 exons. The record is from RefSeq and is a predicted model, not a curated record. Bases 176 to 388 code for a protein of 70 amino acids.
CUCUCUGCGUUUCCAUAACGAAGAAGGUCGUGCUCCGGAAGGGGAGCGGCCAUGUUCCUGAUUGACCCUCGGGCGCGUUGCGGCGAGCGGGAAGAGGCGGGCUUGGAGCCCUCGAUCGGCGGCGGGGCCCCGUCCUUCUCCUUCCUGAAGAUCGUCAUCCUGGUAUCGUUCCUCCAUGGCAUUGUGGACCCGUGAGGCAGUGCUGGCCCUUUAUCGCGCUCUGCUGCGUCAGGGGCGGGGCCUGCGCUACACCGACCGUCAGUUCUACUUUAACUCCAUCCGACAAGAAUUCCGCAAGAACCAGAACCUCGAGAAUCUUGAAGAGAAGGAAAGACAACUGGAGAAGGGCCAGGCUUUCUUGCAAAGUAAACUUGGAGGAUUGGUUUAG